Molecule: messenger RNA, 9662 nt
Organism: Gryllus bimaculatus (two-spotted cricket)
Lineage: Eukaryota; Metazoa; Arthropoda; Insecta; Orthoptera; Gryllidae
Source: the annotation of a GenBank genome assembly
GCGACCUCCUCUCGCCCGAGAGCCCUCGCAGCCCGCCUAACGCGUGCGCCUUGUGUUUGUGUGUGUCUGGCAGCGCCCGCGGCGGGCAACCGGCCGCCGUCGUUCAGCAAGGACAUGGACCAGCUGGUGCUGUCGGAGGCGGCGGCCGUGGGGUCGGUGGUGUUCCAGCUGGAAGGGUCGGACCCGGAGAACUCGACGCUGCGCUUCGGGCUGGCCGGCACCGACCGCUUCGAGGUGGACGCGGCGACGGGCGAGGUGCGCGUGGCGCGCCCGCUCGACCGCGAGCAGAACGACACGCUGCGCUUCUUCGUCACGCUCGAGGACGAGGUGGAGGGCGGCGGCCACAACAACCUCGUGCAGGUGCCCGUCACCGUCAUCGUGCUCGACGAGAACGACAACCCGCCCGUCUUCCGAGGGACGCCGUACGAAGUGACGGUGCCGGAGGACACCCCGGUGGGCAGCACGGUGUACCCCAACCUCCUCGCGGAGGACCUGGACCAAGUGGGCGAGACGUUGGAGGUCAGCUGCAGCGACUUGCAGCAGUUCCCCGGCGCGUGCUCCAGGUUCGAAGUGGUGGCCCUGAACGCCAGCGAGCGCGCCUUCCACGGCGCCAUCGUCCUGCGCCAGCCCCUCGACUACGCCGCGCGCCAGUUCUACCAGAUGUCGCUCGUGGCCACGGAUGGUAAUCACGAGAGUCGUACACCAUUUGAACUGCGCGUGGAAGAUGUUCAGAAUACACCACCUGUAUUCAUUGGUUCUCUAGCAGGUGUAGUACAUGAAGAUGCACCAAUAGGAACUUUAAUAAUGACUGUUCAAGCACGUGAUGGUGAUCGGGGAAAGCCACGAAAAAUCACUUAUCAACUCGUGACCAAUCCUCUUAAUUAUUUCCUCUUGGACCCUGAAACUGGAGAACUUCGCACCGCUAAACCUUUGGACAAAGAAGCUCUUCCAGAUUCUACUGGUGUUCUAACUAUAUCCGUUCGCGCUCGUGAACUUGUGAAUGGCUCAGCUGCUGGUGAUCCUUUGACAGAGGCAACUACAGACCUCACAAUUACCAUAAAAGAUGUUAAUGAUGAGGCUCCUCGCUUUAAUCGUCGUGAAUAUAGUACAUCCAUUUCUGAAAAUGUACCACAAGGAACACCACUUCCACAUCUUGAUAUGUUAGUUUCGGACCCAGACGUAGGAAUCAAUUCCGCUUUCACCUUACGUUUAGAAGACAUAUCAAAAGCUUUCCAAGUAGAACCUGAAUCAGCUACUGGAUCUACAUCUGUCAGUAUUCGUGUGGCAAAUGGAUCAUUAGAUUAUGAAAAUCCCAAUCAACGGAAAUUUAUUGUUUUGGUUAUUGCUGAAGAAUCACAAACAAAUCCUCGGCUCUCAUCAACAGCCACAGUAACUGUCACUAUAACAGAUGCGAAUGAUAAUGCUCCCCAAUUUGAUCGAGAUGCUUACACUGCAUCAAUAAUUGAAACUGCUUCUCCUAAUACAGUUGUUACCACAAUUACUGCCAAAGAUCGAGAUAGUGGGCACUUUGGAGAAAAUGGUAUUAUAUAUUCCCUCUUUGGAGAAGGUGCUGAAAACUUUACUGUGAACAACAAGACUGGUGUCAUUACUGUGGCAGAAUGUCCGUCUCCUGGAGCAAGUCCUUGCCUUGAUUUUGAAACUAGACCUGUUUAUUAUCUGUCUUACAAGGCUACAGAUGAUGAUGGCAAAGGACUCUCUAGCAACGUUCCUUUGAAAAUUACUUUACUUGACAGCAAUGACAACAAACCUCAGUUUCUUAGCAAUCAUUAUCGGGUAGUAAUAGAUGAAGGAGCUACAAGAUUUGAACCUCAAUUGCAAGUCCAGGCACGAGAUUUGGACAAAACAUCACAAAUUGUAUUUUCCAUUGUAGAUGGAAAUGUUAAUAAUAUGUUUUCCAUUGAUCCCCAUUCUGGGGAAUUAACUAUAAACAAUCUGAAAGGAGUUGACAUGACAAAUGUAUCAAAAGAUGAUAUAAUGUUAACUAUUCAAGCCAAUGAUGGAAAAUUUUCCUCUACUGCAACUGUCCAAAUAGUUGUUCGUGAUGUGAACAAUAAUGCUCCUGCAUUUGUAAGAGAUAAUUAUGUUGCUUUUGUUCAAGAAGAUGCUUCUGUGGGCACUAGUGUUGAGCAAACUAUGGCAAUUGAUGCUGAUUCAGGAAUAAAUGCUGAAAUUAAGUAUCGUAUUCAAAAAGGAGCUUACGAUGAUUUUUCUGUUGAUGAAACUACUGGUUUGAUACAAGUAUCUAAUAAAUUGGACUUUGACAAACGAAGUCAAUACAGCAUAGAACUAAUUGCCAUUGAUGGAGGAACCCCAUCUCUCACUGGAACAACAACUGUUUCAAUAACUGUUCUGAACAGCAAUGACAAAGAUCCUGUGUUUGAUCCUCCAACCCAACGAGCAGAAGUAUCAGAAGAUGCUUCUCCUAACACUGUUUUCUACACAUUAAAAGCAAAAGAUCCUGAUGUUAAUUCAUCAGAUGCUCUUAAUUUUGCCCUUGCUGAACCUAUAACUGCUGUGGAUAAAAAUGGAAAGCAAGUUACUGACUCUGAUGAAUUUAAGUCUUUCUUUGCUGUUGACCGAGCUACAGGAGAAGUUUCAGUGGCUCGUGAACUCCAACGUGAUGUGGCUGCUAUUGUAAGAUUAACGGUAUUAGUUACUGAUAUUACAGCUCCAACCACUCAACAAGGCAAAGGAAUUCUUGUCAUCACCAUAAUUGAUGUUAAUGAUUUUGCACCAACAUUUCCAAGACCAUGGACUCCAGAAGAUCCUCACUACACUGUUGAGUUGCUUGAGGAACAACCAGUUGGCACAGUAGUUGGUACUUUCGUGGCUCAUGAUGAAGACUCGAAGAUAGCAAAUUAUGCUAUUGAACCCGAGAGUGAAUUCUUUGAGAUAAAUAAUCUUACUGGAACUGUUCGAACAAAGAAACCCGCUGAUUAUGAAACAAUGAAGAGUCUAAAUUUUACUGUAGUAGCAUAUGACUCAGGGGAGCCUCAAAAAUCUGCGUCUGCAGAUGUGACUGUUAAUAUAAUUAACAUAAAUGAUAUGGACCCAGUAUUUACUCAAUCGCAAUAUGAAGCAUCUGUUUCUGAAAAUUCACUGCCAGGAACACGUGUUAUUACUGUAAAAGCUAUUGAUCAAGAUGAAGGUGUAUUUGGUGUAGUUACUUAUACUUUAGUUGGGGAACAUAGUCACGACUUCAGUAUUGGACAUGAUUCAGGAGAAGUUGUUGUUAGUAAUCCAAAUAUUCUGGACAGAGAGAACCUGCCAGAAUUGACCCUUGAAGUGAUGGCUAGUGAUAGUGCACCCCCAGACUCUCGUCGUUCAGUUGCUGUUCCAAUACAUAUCCGCGUAAUUGAUGAGAAUGACAAUCCACCAAAAUUUUAUCGCCGAGCUCUAGACAUUCAAAUUGAUGAAAAUUUGUCUGUGGCACCUCCAGCCCCUAUUACUCAAGUACGUGCAGAAGAUGCUGAUGAAGGAGAUAAUGGAGCAGUGAGUUACAGAAUCCUUCAGGGCAAUGAAAAUGGAGCAUUUUUCCUUGAUCCUGUCACUGGAAUUCUCUACCCUGCAACUUCAUUAGAACAUCAACCUCGAGAUUUUAAUUUAAUCAUUGAAGGUCGAGAUGGUCGAGGAAAAGGGCCUCAUUCUGACACUAUCACUGUCAACAUUCAUAUUUUAGAUGUGAAUCAGCAUCCUCCAGUAUUUGUAAUGCCACUUCUCGCAAACGCAACAAUUGAAGUUCCAGAGAAUGCUGGUCUUCCAAACUACCUUGUAAUGACUGUGAAAGCAACUGAUGAAGAUGGUGGAGAGAACGGUCAUGUGUCAUACCACUUAAAAGUUAACAAUAUGAAUAAACAGGAAACAGAUGAAUUUGGCAUUAAUGCAGAUACUGGAGAACUUAGAACAAAAAUAAUUCUUGAUCGAGAAAUUCGUGCAAACUACUCACUUGUACUUGUGGCUCGUGAUCAUGGAAAGCCAACACCAUAUGAAACACUACGAUUCUUAACUGUUCUCCUGGUGGAUGCUGAUGACAAUCAACCUGAGUUUCCAAUGGAUGAUUCAACCAUGCCUUACCAAUUUCGAGUUGCAGAAAAUGGACCAGUAAACAUGUUUAUUGGUCGAGUAAGUGCCAUAGACCUUGAUGAAGGCAGCCAUGCAACAGUUUACUAUCACAUAAUUGCUGGAAAUGAAGAGGGAGGCUUCUAUGUUGAUAAAACAAAUGGUAGCAUAUUCACAAAUGCGUCAUUUGAUCGUGAACAAAGAGAUGAAUACAAUAUCUUUAUUAAAGCUUGCAAUAAACCUGAAUAUUUCCCUACACCCGAAGAAAUCAGUGUGCUGAAUGAAGAACGUGAUCCUAGCAUUGCACAAGUUCGAAUUUCAAUUUUAGAUGAAAAUGAUAAUCCACCACAUUUUCAUCGACCCAAUUAUUAUGCUGGAGUAAAUGCAAUGACCAAUAUAAAUGAAUUUGUAGUUAAAGUUCUUGCUGAAGAUUCAGAUUUUGGUGCUAAUGGUUCCUUGUCAUAUUUUAUCAUUGCAUCAAAUCUUUAUAAAUUUGGAUCUAAUCGCUCAUCAGGAUCAAUUAUACCUUCUCCAUUCAAUGUAACUGAAGAUGGAAGAAUAGUUACAGCUAAUUACAUGGCUGAGUAUAAUCAGGAAAGAUUUGUGUUGGAAGUGAGAGCAAAAGAAAAAGCAGCACCGGAAAGGGAAGCAGUGACUCAUGUACAUAUAUGGAUUUAUGAACCACAGCAGCUUAUCCGUGUAAUUCUAGCUCAGACACCUGAAGAAGUGAAUAUGGAGCAAGAAGAAAUUGUUGCUGAGUUAUCAAAUGUUACUCAGAGUCUUGUUGUAGUUGAUGAUAUUCGAUACCAUGUUGAUUCUUCAGGCCGAAUUAAACGUGAUUGGUGUGACAUGUAUAUACAUGUAGUGGAUGGCCCUACACAAACCAUUGCAGCAAUAUCAGAUGUACUGAAAAUUAUUGACACAAAAUAUGAUUAUCUCAAGAAUUAUUAUGCUGGUUUCUCCAUUCAGAAUGUAGUGCCUGCAUUUGUUGGUACUCACGAAGAAGAAUUUGAUACAGCCUUGGCUGCAUUAAUUGCUCUUCUUAUUGUACUAUUUGUGGGUUGUGUUACAUUUGUUGUUGUUUGUUGCUGCCUUCGCCAUUGGGUGCUUCCUGCUCCAUCAGAACUGAAGAAAAAAGAAGCUUUAAUAAAAAAAGAAAUAAUUGAUGAUUUAAAUACAACUGAGAAUCCAUUAUGGAUUGAACAGAAGUUAAAACUUUAUGAGGAGCAAGAAUUAACUAUGCAAGUAUUCAGUGAACCAGAAGGACCAGGAAUGGCUGCAAUUCCAAACCCAUCCCAGGAACGCCGAGAUAGUGCAGAUUUUUCUCAAGUGGACAACACAUAUGCUACUAUUCAACAUCCAGCAAGAAGAAGUUCUGAUGACAUGGGUGAUUAUGCAACCCUUUCAGGAAAUGGCUUACAUCACAAUAGUAGUGCUCACAGUUCCCUUAGAGGAACACCGAGAGAUAUGUAUGUGGCAACACUUGGUUUCCAAGGUUCAACAUUUCAAGUCCCAGAGCAGACACAAGGGAAUAGUGGAUUAGAUGCCUUAAGAUCUAGAUCAGCUUUAACCAUUAAUAAAGAUGGGCAACCAGAGUUUGUUGCUGAACUUAUUUAAUUACGAGCAACUACAUUCAUCUAGAAAAACAGUGAUGUGACAGUUUUAUUACUGAACCUUCAUAAAUUCUGAGAUGCUGUAGGCUUGUUCAAGUCAAACAGUGAAGUGUGUGUGAACAUCAUAUAAAAUGAAGAGCAACUUUCUUCAUCAAGAAGACAUUAUGCUAAAUCAUAAUGACAAAGUGCAUUUGAAGACUUUUUAUAUAUGUUUUAUAGCUCCUUUGAAAAGGAGGAUUGUUACCAGAGAAGAUUGUUGCCAUAGAGACUGUUUGUUUUAUACACUGUUGUUGUGAAGCAAGUGUUACCCCACCAGACUUAGCACAACCUUUCAUAAUAGGAAUAAACACAAUUCUAUUUUCAUAGCACAUCUUUCCUUCAACAAGGGGUAGCAGUAUGAUUUUGUGGUGCCAAACUGCACUCUCUGAUACUGUAGAGAAUAUUUUAUAUCUGCAGUGAUGUAACUAUGUUGAAACAUUAUUCUUCAUGUCCUAAAAAAUAUGAUGCGGGAUUGUUAAAUUCCUGCAUGAACUUAUUUUUUUUAUUUUAUUGCCAAAUCUGUACAAAAUGAUGAGUUUCACUAAUUAUUACUUUAUAAAUAUAUAAUACAAAAUAACUUGUUACCCUUCCAAAAAAGAGGGUCAUAUGACAUGGGCAUGAGCCCAAUUCAUGUGCCUAUUUUGGUAUUACGUGCCUGUAUCAGGAAAUUAAUGAAGUAUGCUAAUGUGUCAUAAUUAAUAUUUAUCUUUAUCUGUGAAUGAGAUCAGAUCAAAGUAGGAAUUAUAUGUAGCAUCACAUUCCAUGUAUAUGCUUAAAAAUAAUUAUUUCUGUAUAUAAAUUUCCCUACAUAAGUAAUAAUUUGCUUAUCUACUCCUUUCAUAAUUUUGUAUGCAUUUCAUCUAAAGAAUUACAUUCUUUUGAUUGGUUCCUUUACUUGUUAAGUUGAUUGCUUUGAGUGAAUAAGAGUACUUUGAGUGAAGAUUAAUGUAUCCAGACUGCUGGGUCCAGCUGGGUAUUGUGUCUGAGAAUAGAUCAAUGUAUAUAUUAUUACACCUACACUAUACAUUAUAUACAAUUAUAACCCCACCUUCUGAGAAAGACAUGAAAGAUAAAUGGUAAAUGUAUGGGAGAAGUCUGUUUCUUUUCAUCAUAAUUAAAAUUAAAGGUGGUUCCUUUUGGUUAUAAUCAAAAUAAAAAUUGUUUAAUGCUGUGAUUCAUGUAAAGAAACAGCCAGGGAUAAUGAUUGGUUUAAAGUGAUUGGUGGGGCCAAGUCUAUAAUUAUUGUUUAUAUAGUGUAUUGUAAUCCCUCUUAACCACUACUAUUAUACAGACAAUUUAAUAUAAGAAAUGUUUUAUGAUUAAACUUUUCAUGACCAUUGCUACAAUCAGAAUUUUCUUCAAUUGACAAUGAUGUUUCAUAUUAUUUUCUUACUUGAAAUAAACCCAGUAAAUUACCCAUUAAAUAAUCAACAAUUAAUUUGUUCAAUAUUUCUUGUAUAACUAACUUUUCUGUAAGAAAGUUCAGAAAAAUUCUUAAGAGAAUAUUAGAUCUCCAUCCUCGUCCUUAUAUUUCAUUUAUUUUCAAUCAAUAAAACAUCAAGUUCAGUUGCUUUUAGAAAUCCUGCUAAAGGAGUAUACAAUAAGUAAUGAGAGUGUUGAAUUAAUUAACUAGCAAAUAAGUAAAUUAUUUUUGUUGAAAUAAAAGCAAACAUUUAUCAGGAUAGAGAGCACUUAAUUAGAAGAAAAUAUUUUUUAAGUUAUUUCAAGUAACGUAUAGUCUAGCCUUAAUGAUUUGUAAAAGGUCUGUGAGUUAUUCAAUUCCCUCUGGACAAAUGAUACACCUUAUCAGAUGUUUUUACUCUUUUUAAAUAAAUGUUAUUUUUUUUUCCUUAGAAGUAAAUCUUUACAAGACAAGAGGAGUCUCAACAGCUUCUCUAAGCCGAAAAUAAAAAUAACACAUAAUUACACCAGAGUAACUGAAAUUGUAUGAAAUUUUUAUUGUAAUUUACAAACAGUAUGUUCAUGUAAUUUAUGAACAGGUCAUAUAACUUCAUAAAGUCAUUUGAACGUUCUCAAUUCAACAAGUUACUACUUCAUUGAAAAGUCUGUAAUAUUUCUUGUUUUACACUUUUUAUUUGAACUACAAUUUACCUUUAAAGUACCAAAAUAUACGACAGAUUUGUAAUUUCAUGGAAACCUUAUGUUAUCCCAGAGAUCAUAUUUGACAAGGGCAUUGUUAUCUUCAUAAAGACCUAAAGGACAAUGGCUUUGUGUCAUCAUUGAAGGGGUCUUUUCCUUUCAAAUUAAGGGCAAUUAUGAUUGCGAAAAGCCCUAGUCUUCAUCAUGGUGGUUUCUUGAGGUAUGGAAGGCUGAUGAUUACGGUGCUGACUUAAUACAUUUUAGGCAAUUUUUAUUUUUUUUAUGCCUUACUGUUUGGGUAAGUAUUUUUCAUCUGGAAAAAUACUUUUGUUAUAUAUCGGGAUGUUGAAUAAGAACAAGAAAAGUUCUCUACUAAUUACUUUAUUAAUAAAGCAUUUUUAGUCAUUAUAAUUUAGUAAUGAAGCUCAUAAUUUCAUCAUGCAUGGGGCCCCUGAAGAAGUUUAUCCAGCUCUUGUCUAGUACACCAUUUUUUCAACUAAACUAUGUAGGUGAACAUAAAUUUUAAAUAAUUGUAAACCUAUUCCUACAUAAAUAUAGAUUUCAUUAUGCAGACAAGUAAAAUAUUAAAAGUUCAUUUGUAAGAGAGUAAUGAUAAUUUUUUAGAAUGUAAAUUGUACCUUCCAAGGCUUCUGUGUAGGGUUGAAUGCAGUUUCAAAAUGUUUAACAGAGAAUGGGUUGCUGGCCCAAUUGCUCUAACCAUCCUCCUUUUUCCGGGCUUGGGGCUGGCAAUGGCAGCUACUGAGGUUCGUAGUUGAUCCCUAGUGCCCAUCACAGGCGGAAAAAACAUUAAAUACCUCGGCUCAGUAAUAAGUAACACUGGCAUAUGUGAUAAGGAUAUUAACUCCAGAAUAAUAAUGGGGAAGAAAUCAACAAAAGCUCUACACAGCUACAAAAGCUUUCUAGCAAUAUCUGACAAGAAAUAAAGAAAAUAAUAUUCCAUAGCAUGGCAAAAAAUAAAAUCCUUUAUGAAAAGGAAAUGUGACCCCCCUGCAAUAAAAAAAAGGAAAGAAAAUACAAACAGGGGAAAUAGACUAUAUGAAAAUAUGCCUACAUUUAACAUGGUAUGAUAAAGCCCGAAAUAAGGAUGAAUGGAAACUGAUAGAGGUCAUUUGUUCAAUUACUGAAAGAUUAGAAAACAAUGCACUCCAACGGAAUGGAUGCAUCUAGAUGAUGCCUAAAGGUAGAUGGCCAAAGGAAAUUUUUGGAAUGCCAACCAUCAAGAAGAAGAAAGAGAGAAAGGCCAACUUGGGAAUGGGAAAAAUACAUUAAAGAAGUCAUGGAGGACAGAAGUGUAAGACCUGAUGAUUGGGAAAACUGAGAUCUGUGGAGGCCGGAAAUGGUGAAUUCCUAAAGGAGAAAUGUCAACGAAGAAGAAAAGAAUGUAAAUUUCUUAUUGAAAUAACAGCCACUCUUACUUUAAGGGAAUACCCCUUUGAAAUGGGAUGCAAUCAGUAUGUGACAAUUGUUUUAAAUGAAUUGAGUAAAAGUACAAAAAACAAACAUUGAAAUCAGAGGAUGGGAGCAUGGGUUUCUUUUCUCCAUUAGAUCCACUACCCUUGUGUCAAAUUUGUUUUGCCUACCUUGAAAAUUUGUUCAUAAGACAUUACUGUUCUUUACCAUUUGCUGAGUCUACUUCUAUGUCUGUGUCUUGUGUUCAACAGAGUUUUACCAAUAAAAUCAUCAAACUUAGUCUUAUCUAAUUAUGAAAAUAACUAGUAAGAACAGGGAGUAAAGAUUUAUUCAUUUCCUUGAUCAAUUUUUAGUAUGAAUUCUCAAUCUGUUCUUCAAUUUCAGAUCUAGCUGAUUAUG